This is a messenger RNA of Olea europaea var. sylvestris, 1188 nucleotides long. RefSeq lists its product as uncharacterized. Gene Ontology annotation, molecular function: zinc ion binding; nucleic acid binding. The record is from RefSeq and is a predicted model, not a curated record. Bases 1 to 1188 code for a protein of 395 amino acids. The transcript is spliced from 3 exons. Lineage: Eukaryota; Viridiplantae; Streptophyta; Magnoliopsida; Lamiales; Oleaceae.
AUGGCCCAUAAUGCCAAGAACAAACUCGUCUUUGUCGAUGGAACUCUAAAGCGACCAUCCGAAGCUCAAAUUUCCAACCUUUGGGAUAUUUGCAGUGAUAUGGUUCUUUCUUGGCUCUUAAAUUCCAUCGAUAGGCACCUUAGACAAAGUUUGAUCUACUGCACCAAACCUUCUGAUGUAUGGACUGAUCUGGACAACCGAUUCUCUCAAAGCGAUCACCCCCGUCUCUACCGCCUCCAACAUGAUUUGGCUAACCUCAAACAAAAUGCCAUGUCCGUCACCACAUACUACAAUACAAUUAAAAGAAUCUGUGAUGAGAUCAAUGCACUAACCGAUGCCAACCCCUGCACUUGUGAUGCUCGCAAAAAGGCCGAAGACACAGCCAACACCGAACGACUCUUUCAAUUCCUUAUGGGCCUUAAUGACUCCUUCUCCAACAUUCGAAGCCAAAUUCUCGCCAUGGACCCCCUGCCCACAAUCUCUAGAGCAUAUGCCACCAUACACCAAGAAGAGACACAACGCCUCUUACAAAUUCCAUUGUUACCAAAUCCCGAAAACUCGGCCAUGGUUGUCUCACGCACCAAUUCUUCGGUCAAUCACGAUUUCCGUUGCACAAAGUGUGGGAAAGAUGGACAUCAAGAAGCCUCCUGCUUUGAAAUCAUUGGCUACCCUUCCCAUUGGAACACCAAUAAGCCAAAGCAACCCCUGCGGUCCGCACCUGUCAAAAACUGGCCACAGGAUUUAGGCAGUAAUCGACCACCCACAGCGAACAUGGUGUCCCGUACCUCAGCCCCUUCCACGUCGAGUGCAAUCCAUGGCUUAUCUGACGAGCACUACCGUCAAUUGAUGGAAAUGUUGGAAACCAGCACCAUUGCACACUCGGCCUUCUCUGGUAUCUCUUUAUCACCUCCCCAAAUCGCCCAGGACCUACGCACGAGGAAGUUGAUUGGGAUGGGUGAAGAACGUGGAGGCCUCUACCAUUUUAAACCGUUUAAUCAUGUUGCAUUUCAACUCACAGCGAAUCUUGUAGCCACACCGGACCUAUGGCAUCUUCGUUUAAGUCAUCCUUCAAAUUCUUGUGUUCCAAAAAAUUUAUGUGAUUCAAAUAAAGGCGGAUAUUCCACACCCUCUACAACUGGUGCACACUAUUUUCUCACAAUUGUUGACGAUUUUUCACGUGUUACUUAG